Molecule: messenger RNA, 4358 nt
Organism: Myxocyprinus asiaticus (Chinese sucker)
Lineage: Eukaryota; Metazoa; Chordata; Actinopteri; Cypriniformes; Catostomidae
Product: cold shock domain-containing protein E1-like
Exons: 21
Coding region: 1007-3595 (862 amino acids)
Molecular function (GO): nucleic acid binding
Source: RefSeq, a predicted model, not a curated record
UCACAACAUCUUACUACGUAAUGUGCCGUGCUGCUUAUGGCGGCGCUGGUGACAGUGCUGAAAGCUGUUGGGUAUGAAGUGAAACUGAAUUGAUUUUGUACCAUCUGAAACCUACUUCAAGUUCAGAUCAUCGAUCGGUCAGAAGAAACGUCAAAAGAAACAAAUGAACAUCCCCAAAACGACCCAACGCUAUAACAACUCUGAAGUCGAGACGAAGACCAAGACGAAGAACUGCACUGCUGCAAAAGAGAACUAAAGCAACACGAAGCAACCAAACGAACAAACCAAAGAUUUAAGAAACAGAACCAGGCCGCAACAAACAAAGCAACCGACCACCAACGUUAACAGCGAAGGCGAGACCUGAUCUGAGACAAGAAGUUUGUGCCUACUCAACAGCUUUGAUAAAGCACACGUCCCAACGCUGCACCGAGCCCUCAUCCUCCCCGCACCUCUUCCUCCUCUGGGGUGCGGAGAGGGCUGCUGUCUGCUAGUCUUUUCAGUUUUUUCCUUUUCUUUGUCAAUUGCAGACCGAAACCCUCCCUCCUGAUUUUUCUUCCUCCACUCUUUUUCUUUUUUUUUCUUUUUUUAUAUAUAUGUAUUUCUAUUAACUUUUCUUAAAAGCAGUGUUUCUACAACCGCAUUUGCCUUUUUUAUUUGAUUUUUUUUUCUUUAGUUUUUUUGCUUUUUGUCCCUUAUUGUGCAACUAUUGUAAUUAGAACGUGUGCCAGAAAGCGAAGCUUACAAGAGUGUGUGUGUGCGCGCGCGUGUGUGAGCAGAGUCUGAAGCAUCGUUUGUGAUUUCAUCGGUCCAAAUCAGAACAGCCUUCCAACACAGCAGAACAAGAAACCCAGAGGUGUUUUGUUGGGUGUGUAAAGAAAAGGAGAGGGGAAAGGGAAGCUGCUACACGACAGCGGAAUAAAGUUCAGUGAAAAAAUCUAGACACUGAAAACGGUUGUAAUCCGUUCAAUCCCAAGUGUAGUAGAUUUGGCCUGUGUAUGGGAGAAUUAUGGGUAGUCCCUGGAAAGGCUUUGUCGAGUUUACCUUGCCGGCAUCGUCACCUGCAGCGUUCGUUAGCGCUGACCUGAACAGCACCUCGCCCGUUGGGCUCAGCCUGUCACCCUAUGGCCGAUCCAUGAGUUUUGACCCUAGUCUGCUACAUAAUAAUGGCCACAGUGGCUUUGCCAAUGUGACUGGAAUGGGGAUCCGGGAGACAGGCAUGGUCGAGAAGCUGCUUGCAUCAUACGGCUUCAUUCAGUGCUCUGAAAGACAGGCCCGCCUCUUCUUCCACUGCUCUCAGUACAACGGCAACCUGCAGGAGCUUAAGAUCGGAGAUGAUGUGGAGUUUGAGGUGUCGUCUGAUAGACGUACCGGCAAACCCAUCGCGGUGAAGCUGGUAAAAAUCAAGGCAGAAAUGUUGCCAGAAGAGCGAAUUUCUGGGCAGGUGGGGCCUGACUUGCACGCCUCUCCUUUAACUGUGCUGCAUGGUUUUAUUCAUCCAGUAGUUUCAGCUAUCCCUUCUCACCUGGAUGGGAAAUCUGCUCCUGGCCAGGUGCCCACAGGCAGUGUGUGUUACGAGAGGAACGGGGUGAGUGAAGUGUUUUAUUUGACUUACACCCCUGAGGAUGUGGAAGGAAAUGUUACUUUAGAUACUGGGGAUAAAGUCAGUUUUUACAUGGAGACCAACAAGCAUACUGGUGCUGUUAGUGCCCACAACAUUGUAUUGGUAAAGAAGAAACAGUCAAGAUGCCAGGGAGUGGUUUGUGCUACCAAGGAGGCCUUUGGAUUCAUUGAACGUGGGGAUGUGGUCAAGGAGAUAUUCUUCCACUACAGUGAGUUUAAAGGCGAUCUGGAGGCUCUACAAGCUGGAGAUGAUGUGGAGUUCACCAUUAAAGAAAGAAACGGCAAGGAAGUGGCAACAGAUGUAAGACUGCUGCCCCAGGGUACUGUUAUAUUUGAAGACAUCAGUAUUGAGACCUUUGAAGGCACUGUCAUCAAGGUUAUUCCAAAGGUCCCCACCAAGAAUCAGAAUGACCCGCUGCCUGGGCGAAUCGGUGCCAGAAUUAAUUUCACCGACAAAGAGCUGCUAUUCGGGGAGAAGGACACAAAGUCCAAAGUGACGCUGCUGGAGGGAGACCAUGUCCAAUUCAAUAUUUCCACCGACCGUCGAGACAAGCUGGAGAGGGCGACAAACAUCGACAUCCUCCCUGACACUUUCAAUUUCACAAAGGAGGCCCGCGAAAUGGGGGUGAUAGCUGCCAUGCGUGAUGGCUUCGGCUUUAUCAAGUGUGUGGACCGUGAUGCUCGAAUGUUCUUCCAUUUCAGUGAGGUUCUGGAGGAAAGCCAGCUGCACAUUUCUGAUGAAGUGGAAUUUACUGUUGUCCCUGACAUGCUCUCAGCCCAGAGGAACCAUGCCGUGCGAAUCCAAAAGCUACCCAAAGGCACAGUGUCGUUCCACACACAAUCUGAUCUGCGUUUUGUGGGGCUGGUGGAGAAAGAGGCUGUGCCUGCAACCACCAUUACCAAGAACUCCAGCCCCAGCAAAGGCAAAGAGAAGGAUGCAGAGGAAGGCUUGAUUGCAUUUGAAGACAUUGGAGUGAAGCAGUCUAUUCCAUAUCAUAUUAAAGACCUGGAGGGAGCCGUUUACCCGCAACUUGGAGACAAGGUGGAGUUCUCCAUCAGUGAGGUGAAACGCACCGGACAGCAGAGCGCUGUGUCCAUCAAGAUCCUCAAUCGCACUGUUUGCUCAAAGAGGCUUCUGGGAUACAUAGCAACACUGAAAGAUAAUUUUGGGUUUAUAGAGACAGCCAAUCAUGAUCAGGAGAUCUUCUUCCACUAUAGUGAGGUUUGCGGGGAUGUAGAUAACUUUGAUCUGGGGGAUACAGUGGAAUACACUCUCUCUAAGGGCAAAGGAAACAAAAUCAGUGCUGAGAAGGUCACCAAAGUUGCUGCUGUGAAUGGUGUGGGAGAAGAUAUCAGUAGCACAGUGUUCCUGGGUAAAGUAGUACGGCCCCUGCGCAGUGUGGACCCUUCACAGACUGAGUACCAAGGCCUCACUGAGAUCACCGAGGAUGGCUCCAGUAAGGGUCAGUGUUAUCCAUUCGGCAUUGUUGGUAUGGCCAAUACAGGUGACUGUCUGCAAAAGGGGGAGAUGGUGAAGUUUCAGUUGUGUACAGUGGCCCAGACAGGACAAAAAAUGGCCUGCAACAUUAUGCCUCAGCGUAGAGCCUUGGUAGAGUGCGUCAAAGAUCAGUUUGGUUUCAUCACAUAUGAAGUUGGAGAAAGCAAGAAGCUGUUUUUCCAUGUAAAGGAGGUGCAGGAUGGUCUGGAGCUGCAGACAGGGGAUGAAGUGGAGUUUUCUGUUAUCUUGAACCAACGCACAGGCAAAUGUAGUGCCUGCAACGUACGCAGAGUUGGUGAGGGUCCUAAACCUGUAGCAACACCUCGACCUGACAGACUUGUCAAUCGCUUGAAGAGCAUCACUCUGGAUGAUACCAAUGCCCCCCGUCUGGUUAUUAUCAGACAGCCUCGUGGCCCAGACAAUUCAAAGGGCUUCAAUGUUGAGAGAAAAUCCUGCCAGCCUAGUGUUACAGACUGAGUACUGUUCACCCCUCUCCUUGUUGUGGAAGAAACACAUUGAAAAGAAAAGCAAGAACAGGGGGAAGGGGUGUGCGUGCGUGUCUAUCCCUCUUUCUUUUUUCCCCUUCUCACCCACAGACACCAUUCACAAAGGAACAUAAACAUCACAAGUAGACAGUUAGCACGCACAAGUCCCUUCCUCUGUCACAGAAUUCCUUGCAAAAAGAAAAUUCAUCUCAUUUGUCUUCAUUGUAUGUGUGAUGUUUUUGCAAGGUUGUAAUGUUCAGAACACCCCCCAUGUUGUAAGAGUAUGUGUGGGUAUGCAUCACAUGUUUGGAAACUUGUAAGGGUAUGAUUGUUAUGCAGAGGAUGAGAGGGGAAAAGUGGGGUUUGUUUGUGCUCGCACCUUUUAGAUUAAGGUGUGGGGGCUGUUUGACCCGUUUUCAUUUCUGCUGAAAUUGAAAUGCCUUGAGUUCUGCACCUGCUACUGUGUAAGUGAAAUUGUUUAGUUUGUUUUAGAGUAGCUUUGCUUGUCUGCAUUUUGAAUUCCGUUAUAUAUUUUAGUCUUCCUGCAUCACUUGAAAACCUCUCCCCAUCAAAUGAAAACUUCUCCCCAUGUUGAGUUUUUUGCCCAAAGACAGUCAAGAUCAAUCUGGGCUCUUUUGGGUGAGAAGUAAAUGUGACAGUUUUUCUCACUUUUUUCAUACCCAAUUCUAUUUCUAGUGUAGCUUUUUAACGUGACAUGGAUCUGGAAAAAAAUAAAAAUUGCUCUGGCCUCAGAA